Molecule: messenger RNA, 1604 nt
Organism: Oldenlandia corymbosa var. corymbosa
Lineage: Eukaryota; Viridiplantae; Streptophyta; Magnoliopsida; Gentianales; Rubiaceae
Source: the annotation of a GenBank genome assembly
AAAAUAAACUGAAAGAUCACAACUCGUCCUCUCCAAGAAAACACACACACACACACACACACACACACACAUUGCAAAAAAAAAGCAGAGAGAACUUUCUUACUGUUCUUGGUUUUCCGUUCUCCAUUGGUGCCGUCUCGAACACAAAGGAGAGAAAGGGAAGUGGUUUGGAAGGCAGACUUCAUCGUUGAGCGGGAUCAUUCAUUUGGGUUGGUAAUUUCUCUUCUUGAUGUCGCCCAAGUGUUUGUGAUUACUUCGAAUUUUCUUGAUUUUUCUUUUCCCAAAUUAUUUCCAUUUUUAUUUCUCUGUUUGUUCUCUGUGGUAAUCAGGGCUGUUCCUGAGUUGUUUCGUUACUGAGAAUUUCAAGGAAUUCAUCUUCAAUUUCGCUUAUUGACGAAGGGUUUAUUCAGAGAGCAGAAAAUUGAAUUCCAAAGAUGAAUGAUCUUAUGACGAAGUCGUUUUUAAGUUAUGUUGAUUUGAAGAAACAGGCCCAGUUGGAAGACCUUGAUGCCGAGACUUACAGCGACAUUGAAUUGGGUCAUGGGAAUCCAACCCGGAUUCGUGAAGAUAACAACCUUUCUCUGUUCUUUCAAGAAGUCGGUGUGAUUCAGGCUGACAUGGAAGAGAUUUUUAAUCUCUUGGUUGAUCUUCAAGGCUUGAAUGAACAGACGAAGAUUGCCCACAGUGCCAAGAUUAUUCGUGGGCUCAGGGACAGAAUGGAUGCCGACAUGGUUUCUGUUCUUCGCAAGGGCAAGGUUGUCAAGGCUAGGCUGGAAUCACUUGAUUUAUCCAACAAGGCCAACAGGAAGAUUUCCAGGGAAUUUGCAGAAGGCAGUGCCGUUGACAGAACCAGAAUUUCAACCACCAAUGGGCUGAGGGCCAAACUGAAAGACAUUAUGUGUGGUUUUCAGGACUUGAGGGAAACCGUUCUCUCUGAUUACAAAGAGAGCUUGAGGAGAAGGUACUACAAUGCCACUGGUGAAAUCCCAAGGGAGGAAGUCAUUGAAAAGAUGGUUUCAGGGAAUGGUCAGGUUGAGGUUUUUCAACCAAAGAUUGAAUCAUACUGGGAGAACAAAGAGAGCCAUGAAGCUGUGAUGGAUAUCCAAAGGAGUUUGACUAAACUUCAUCAGGUGUUUCUCGAUAUGGCUGUUCUGGUUGAUGCUCAAGGGGAAGACAUUGAUGAUAUUGAGCAGAAUGUAGCCAAAGCUGGAAGCUUUGUCAGUGGUGGUACUAACAGCCUGUAUUAUGCCAAGCAGAUGAAGAAACGGAACCGAAACUGGAUUUGGUGGGUUGUGGCCCUAGUCAUUGUCAUCUUGCUUGUGUGCUUUGUAGCUCUGAUAACAAACUAGUGUAGUUGUCUGGGGAGGUGUAUUAGUUACUAGUUGUCGGAAGUACCUAAGAGCAGCUUGUAUUUCCUCACUGUAAUAUUCUUUUAGGAAGAAUUAAUGGUCUAUUUUGCUCUGCUUCUGGAUCGAAAGGCUUUUGGCCAAAUUCAUGUACUCCUAAUUGCAGUUCUGAUAUAUUCGGGGUGUUAUGAAAAGUUUAGCUGUAUUCCCCAAUUGCACUGCUGCUAAUGUUGGUUUCAUUUGGAUGAAAUGAGGAAG